This is a messenger RNA of Notothenia coriiceps (black rockcod), 1536 nucleotides long. RefSeq names its product probable voltage-dependent N-type calcium channel subunit alpha-1B. Gene Ontology annotation, molecular function: high voltage-gated calcium channel activity. The record is from RefSeq and is a predicted model, not a curated record. NCBI's taxonomy places the organism in Eukaryota, Metazoa, Chordata, Actinopteri, Perciformes, Nototheniidae. Gene Ontology annotation, cellular component: voltage-gated calcium channel complex; neuronal cell body. The transcript is spliced from 10 exons. Bases 1 to 1536 code for a protein of 511 amino acids. Gene Ontology annotation, biological process: chemical synaptic transmission; calcium ion import across plasma membrane.
AUGGACCCUCAAUUGCAGAUGUGGAAGAACCCUGCUUGUUUCCCAAAUAUCGGGCCAACAGACACCCUACUGAAUGUGUUCUUGGCUAUCGCUGUCGAUAACCUCGCAAAUGCACAGGAGCUGACUAAGGAUGAGGAGCAGCAGGAGCAGGCAGCCAAUAAGAAGCUGGCCUUGCAGAAAGCUAUGGAGGUGAAGGAAGUCAGCCCCAUGUCAGCAGCCAACAUCUCAAUCUCUGCUUUUGUAAAGCAAAAUCGAGAUGCAAUCUCUCGCAGGUCGUCCAUCAACAGCAUUCAGUCAGCUAAGGAGCAGCUGCGCUCAGCAAAGUCCAUGUCAGUGUGGGAGCAGAGGACCAACCAGCUGAGGAAACACAACAUGAGGACGAGCAGCGAGGCUCUGUUCAACGAGCUGGACCCUGAGGAGCGCCUGCAGCUGGCCUCCGCCCUCCAUCUGCACCCCGACAUGAUGACUCACCUGGACCGGCCGCUCGUGGUGGAGGCCAAGAACGGUGACAAACCCUGCAGGUCUCCAGACGGAGGACGCGAAGAGACGGGGGAAUUCAGGCACGACGGGAUGGGAGAAAACCAUACUCACUCCAGGAGGCACCACCGGCACCGCGAGAGGAACGGGGAGGGCAGGGAUGGAGGGGAAGGCCACGGAGGGAGGCACCACACCCACCACAGCCGGAGCAGAGACCACAACGGGGACAGAGAGAGGAGAGGGGACAGCAGCCACAGCCACGACGAAGGAGGACAGGGACACCGGCACAACCACCAGGCCGGCUCCCCUGAGGAGGACAACAAAGACUUCAGAGGAGGAGAAGAGAGAGGACACCGCCACCAUCAUUCCAAUCGUUCACCCAAAGAGGGGAACGGGGUGAUAGCCAACGGAGCACAGGGAGAGCACAGGGGGAAGGGGGGAGGAGGAGGGGAGAGUAACGGAGAGAGGCGGGGACGCUGCUCUCGGAUGGUCAGAGCGCACUCUACUCUCGAUGGAGACGACUGUAAGAGGAACAAGAAUGGAUUCAAAGGUCACAGGGACAGGCAGCCGGAUGCUGAGGACGACGGCCUGGCCUCCAGUCCUCUGCAGCCCAUGCGCAGUAACCUGAGUCUUGGAGAGAAGCAGGAGGAUGCCGACAACCAGAAGAACUCCACCAGGGCCAGCCAGGCCGGCCUCAACAGCAACACCAUCGUCAUCCCCGUCACCAUCACUGCCCCGCCCGGAGAGACCACCAUCAUACCCAUGAACAAUAUCGACUGCGACAGCUUCUUAUUCAGCGAUGAGAAGAAAGACCUGGAGGAUGAGGAGGCGGCUAAUGGGCCUCGGCAGAUCCUUCCCUACAGCUCCAUGUUCGUCUUUGGGCAAACUAACCCGGUGCGGCGGCUGUGUCACUACGUGGUCAACCUACGCUACUUUGAAAUGUGCAUCCUGUUGGUCAUCACAAUGAGCAGCAUUGCUCUGGCAGCCGAAGAUCCAGUGCAAGCGAAUGCACCGCGCAACAACAUCUCAACAAAGCGUGGCCAGGUAUCAGCUGUAUAA